AAAGCUUUGGACUCCAUUAAUAGCCGUUUGGCCUUGGUGAUGAAAAGCGGUAAAUGUGCCAUCGGACUGAGGCAGACUCUCCGUCUUCUGCGUCGAGGUGGCGCUCGCUUGAUCAUCAUUGCUAAUAACGCACCUCCACUAAGGAAAACGGAGAUCGAAUAUUACGCUAUGCUGUCCAAGACAGGAGUGCAUCACUACAAUGGCUCCAACCAAGACCUCGGUACUGCUUGCGGGAAGUAUUUCCGAGUGAGCACGCUGGCGAUUGAGGAUCCAGGUGAUUCUGAUAUCAUCCGCACGGUCCCUCACGAUGGUGAAUCCAAAUAA
Messenger RNA from Echinostoma caproni, 324 nucleotides. The record is from the annotation of a GenBank genome assembly. Lineage: Eukaryota; Metazoa; Platyhelminthes; Trematoda; Plagiorchiida; Echinostomatidae.